Molecule: messenger RNA, 2475 nt
Organism: Xyrichtys novacula (pearly razorfish)
Lineage: Eukaryota; Metazoa; Chordata; Actinopteri; Labriformes; Labridae
Source: the annotation of a GenBank genome assembly
AUGGAAAACAUGUCAGAGGAAACCCACGGCGAAAUGACGGAUCCACAGCACGUCCACCUAAGGUAAGGAGAAAAAAACGGUUCAAGGGGUCCCUGUGUGAAGGUGUUUCUAUAAAACCGCGCCUCAACCUUUUUCUUUCUGCUCCUUUUCAUUCACAUGAAAAUUUUUCCUUGUUUGUAUUGAAUGUGUCAUAUACUAACAGACUGAAAUAAAGUAUGUACACAGCGCCCUAACUUUAUUGAAAUGAAGUCAUGUGUUUGGAGGUUAAGGCUCUGUUUGUGUAGAUACCAACAGUUUGGGUCGGGUCAGAACUGCUGACAUUCAUACAGCUCAUUCAGACGACUCAGAGAAUGAGAGUAUUUGGAAUUUUCCAAUAUUUAUCAUGUCUCAGAUUUGUGCACAUCAGUUUGUGAAUGACAGAUAUUGUACAGAAAGACUUAGCUUUCAGACCCUUUACAACAAGAUCUUCAGUGCUUCUCAUCUUUUUCUUUUAGCUUCCCAUCUGAAAGCUCUGUGGAGGAAAUGGCUCAAGACAGACCAGAUCAAGAUGAGACGGAGAAAACGGAGAUUGAUAACAGCAUCAUACAGAGACUUCAAGACAGACCAGAUCAAGAUGAGACAGAGAAAAAGGAGAUUGAUAACCGAAUCAUACAGAGACUUCAAUCUGGCUGGAUAGGCACUCUUCAUGUCGUUUUCCUGGUGCUGCUUUUAGUCCUAAUCACUGUCAUUGUUGGCCUGAGCAUCAAUGUUAAGCAGUUACAGAAAGAAAGGAGUCAGCUGAGACAGCUUCUAGAAUCAACACACAUGGGACUGAACCACACCAUGGAAGUAAAUCAAAAAGUGAGCCAGAGUCUGAACUUCACCGUGGAAGAAAAUCAAAAACUGAGGCUGAGUCUGAACUACACCAUGGAGGAGAAUCUGAACCUGAGCCUGAGUCUGAACAACACCAUGGAAGAAAAUCAGAAAUUGAGCAGAAGACUAAACUACACCAUGGAAGAAAAUCAGAAAUUGAGCCUGAGUCUGAACUACACCAUGGAAGAGAAUCUGAACCUGAGCCUGAGUCUGAACAACACCAUGGAAGAAAAUCAAAAACUGAGGCUGAGUCUGAACUACACCAUGGAAGAGAAUCUGAACCUGAGCCUGAGUCUGAACAACACCAUGGAAGAAAAUCAGGAAUUGAGCAGAAGACUAAACUACACCAUGGAAGAUAAUCAGAAAUUGAGCCUGAGUCUGAACUACACCAUGGAAGAUAAUCUGAAACUGAGCCGAAGACUCAACCACACCAAGGAAGAAAAUCAAAAACUGAGCCUGAGUCUGAGCUACUCCAUGGAAGAAAAUCAGAGACUGAGCCGAAGACUAAACCACACCAUGGAAGUAAAUCAAAAAGUGAGCCAGAGUCUGAACUUCACCGUGGAAGAAAAUCAAAAACUGAGGCUGAGUCUGAACUACACCAUGGAGGAGAAUCUGAACCUGAGCCUGAGUCUGAACAACACCAUGGAAGAAAAUCAGAAAUUGAGCAGAAGACUAAACUACACCAUGGAAGAGAAUCUGAAUCUGAGCCAAAGAUUAAACCACACCAAGGAAGAAAAUCAAAAACUGAGGCUGAGUCUGAACUACACCAUGGAAGAGAAUCUGAACCUGAGCCUGAGUCUGAACAGCACCAAGGAAGAAAAUCAAAAACUGAGCCUGAGUCUGAGCUACUCCAUGGAAGAAAAUCAGAGACUGAGCCGAAGACUUAACCACACCAUGGCAGAAAAGUCACAGCUUCAAGUGCAGAUUGAGGAGAUGAAAAUCAUAUUGAAUUCUACUAUGGAAAACCGUGACUCUUUCAGAAAAGACAAAAUCAAAUAUCAACAGCUUUUGAUCAAUGAAAGGCAGACCUCAACUCAACUAAAAGCUGAAAAUCAACGUCAACAAUCAAUUCUGAUGUCGGAGAAACUAUCUUUCCUCUGGAGAUUCUGUGAUAAAGGCACCCUGCAAUGUUCACGCUGCCUUCCUGGUUGGGCUGAGCACGCCACACGCUGCUUCCAUUUGGCAUCACAACCAAUGAAGUGGGAAGAUGCUCGUAGGGAGUGUUUUAAUGAAGGUGCUGACCUGGCUGUUGUCUUGAAUGCUGCAGACCAGGCAUUUCUGACCAACAUGACUUUCCAGUUUACACAGCAGCAUCCAAAUGUACUGUUCCAUUCAGCAUGGAUCGGGUUGCAGGACAUGGUGCAGGAUAACAGAUUUGUGUGGGUAAAUGGUAUCAAGUCCAAGUCAGAUUUGAAGUUCUGGAUGCCUGGAGAGCCAAACAAUGCUGCGGCUCAAUGGGACAAAGACCGUGCAGGACAGGACUGUGUUGUCAUUGUCCCUCCAAAGACUGUUGGACAGAAAGGCUGGCUGAACUCCUGGGAUGAUGUUGUCUGUCGAGGCCAGCGGCACUACAUUUGUGAAACCAAAGCUCUUAUUUUGUCUGGAGUAAAAACUGAGGAAUGA